Molecule: messenger RNA, 2746 nt
Organism: Lycium barbarum (goji berry)
Lineage: Eukaryota; Viridiplantae; Streptophyta; Magnoliopsida; Solanales; Solanaceae
Product: receptor-like cytosolic serine/threonine-protein kinase RBK2
Exons: 9
Coding region: 627-2198 (523 amino acids)
Biological process (GO): protein phosphorylation
Molecular function (GO): protein kinase activity; ATP binding
Source: RefSeq, a predicted model, not a curated record
CUUGUCGCUUUAAUCUAUAGAGUAAUUUUUUUGAUUAUCUCUGCCACGUCAGGGUCUGAACGAAGUGGUGUAGGCUUACCCAAAUUAAACCUCGAAUUCUUUGUCACUAAAUACAAAUAAAUUUCUUGUGACUUUGCCUUUGGAGUUUGGAACGACUGGGCAGUAGUGGCUAUUCACAAAUCACAGCCUACAAUUUACUUCUUUUCUUUGUCUAUUUAAUUUGACAGAUAAAUUUAAAAUUUAAACUUUAUGAGUUCAUGGUGUUAUUAAAUUUACUGACCAUUUGAGUUAGUGAGUUCGAAUUUUAAUAUUCUUACAUAUUUAGUACAUUCUUAACACAUGUAGCCAAAACUAAUGAGUUCGACCAAAUCCGAAAUUUUUCCUGUCCAUCCACCUGAGGUAGUAAGUCAUGUUCUAUUUGUUUCUUAAAAAGGUUGUAAGUUACCAAUAAUAAUAAGAGUAAUAAUAUGUCCCGAGGAUCGAAUAAGUAUAUAGUGAUCAAUAUAAUAUAUUGAGAGGUCAUAUAGCACUAACGAUGUAGUUUAGGAAAAGAAUACUGUUUUUUUUCCUAAUUUUAUUAGAGUAGAUUACUUUCAUGCACGUAGGUUAGGGGACAAAAAGAAAUCAUGCACGUAAAUAUGGAGCAAAGUCCGAAUUUUGGGGACAGAGAUCCGGCAAGAUUCAGUGAGAAUCCCUCCAAUGUCGGCGAAGGAAUCUUGGACAAGGGGCUCUCAAAGAUGGGGCAAAAUAAGCUACUUUUUUGUGCUUCCAUUUCUAUCUCCGCUGAAGAGUUGCGGUGUCUUACUAUGGGGGAAGGAAAAAUAGAAAAGGAUUCAACUGAAGAAUUAUUUCUGCACAAAGUUCAAUCACGAGAUGACGUAUCUGAGGUGUCAACAAUCGAUGCUUCCGAAGAUGAUGCAGAAUCUACAACUUCCAAGUCCAGCAGCACUUCAGAUUCGGAUGGAAAAUUUGGAUCUCAGUGGAAAGGAUUCAUUAAAAGACUAAAGAUUGGAUCAGCCAUACAUUUGCAUACUUUCCAUCCUAGCUUACCUUCGCUGCCUUCUAUUAAGAUGCUACCGAAAUGGAAAAGUAGGAAUACAGAACAGAGCGUACCAAUCGUGCCUACUCCUAAUCUAGAUACUAAUGAUUUACGUCACUGCUUUCAAGCGCACUGGAAGAAUUUCUUUCUCUCUGAUCUUCAGAAAGCUACCGACAACUUUAGCCGUGAAAACUUGAUCGGUGAGGGAGGUUCAUCAGAAGUAUAUAAGGGACAUCUUGAAGAUGGCCAACUAGUGGCAGUUAAAAGGCUGAUCAGGGGAACUCAAGAGGAGAUGACAGCCGACUACUUAUCUGAGCUCGGAAUUCUGGUACAUGUUAACCAUCCCAACGUUGCUGGUGUUAUUGGAUAUGGAGUUGAAGGAGGGAUGCACCUUGUCCUUCCCCUCUCUCCACAUGGGAGCUUGGCGAAUCUUCUUAAUGGUGAAAAGGGUAAGUUGGCUUGGUGCUACAGGUAUAACAUCGCUCUAGGCGCUGCCGCUGGCCUUGCGUAUCUCCAUGAGGGUUGCCGGAGGAGAAUUAUCCAUAGAGAUAUCAAGACAGCUAAUGUUUUGCUGACGGAAGAUUUUGAAGCUCAGAUAUCUGAUUUUGGACUUGCAAAAUGGCUCCCUGAUCAGUGGACACAUCUUACCGUAUCACAGUUUGAAGGCACAUUCGGAUACCUCCCUCCUGAGUUCUUCAUGCAUGGUGUUGUGGAUGAAAAAACAGACGUCUACGCCUUUGGUGUUUUAUUGUUGGAACUCAUUUCUGGACGUCCAGCUUUGGACGAAUCUCGUAAUAGUGUUGUGAUGUGGGCCAAACCAAUGCUCCUUAGUAAGAACCACAGCGGGUUAGUUGAUCCAUCACUUGGGGAUAACUAUAACUCAGAACAAAUGAACUGGAUGGUUAUGGUUGCCUCUUUAUGCAUACAACAAGCUUCAACAGACCGGCCUCCAAUGAGCCAGGUUCAGGAGAUGUUAAAAGGUACUGGAAGCAUUCUUGAGAGAAAAAAAACGUUCCAACAUACCAGUCGUCAAGAUGACAUAUCCCAUAAAGUGAAUUUACUGCUUGACUUGCCCUCACCAAAUUGUAAAGAUGAUCCGAAUUACCAGCAAAAUCAGGCAGAGUUGGAGAAAUAUAAUACUAAUCCCUUGUUACAAUGAAGAUCUCUCAUAUGAUCUGAACACUCCGGACAUACAUCUCACUGCCAUGGAGCUGUCGGAAUUCACAACAUGCAUGUCGGGUUAUUAAUGUUCUAUUCUAUCAUACAGAUUGAAUCACCGUAUCCAGGUGAAAAUCAACUGAGAAAUCAAUAUGAGAAGUGCGGGAAUCAGUGUUUCAAGUUUUGACAGGUUUAGCAGGUUUCUUAAUUUAGCGAUGUUGGGUGGACGACGUAUCAUGUACGUGUUGGUCCCUAGUAUAUAUUGAAUAAGAAAAGAGAUGUCAACAUAUUGUAGGGUGCAUAGCAGACCCUUGUUCUGUUUGAGUGCAUCCAGAAAUAGUAUCUUGCUGGAUAUUUGAUCCUGUAAUAUAUUGUGCAUGCAACUAUGAACUUUAGAAGGUGAAUCAUACUAGGUAGAACGUGUGCGUUUUGACAUGGCUAGCUAGAUAUUACCUAUAUUAUUCUGUAUAGUACAUGCUUUAUAUCAGCAAGUGCAGAUUACUUUGUUAAUAGGAUUUCACUCGGCGCCCUUUUAAAGAAUUGAAAGAC